Capra hircus (goat) is the source of this 2994-nucleotide messenger RNA. RefSeq names its product opioid related nociceptin receptor 1 (gene OPRL1). Gene Ontology annotation, biological process: sensory perception of pain; neuropeptide signaling pathway. The transcript has 4 exons. The coding region runs from base 445 to 1557 and encodes 370 amino acids. The record is from RefSeq and is a predicted model, not a curated record. Gene Ontology annotation, molecular function: neuropeptide binding; nociceptin receptor activity. Gene Ontology annotation, cellular component: membrane; neuron projection. Lineage: Eukaryota; Metazoa; Chordata; Mammalia; Artiodactyla; Bovidae.
CUUGUGUGUCUGUCCCAAGUCCCUGUGUGUCUUUGUGUGUGUGUGUGCAUCCAUGUGUCUGCGUUCCUGUGUGCAGCUGUAUUCUUGUGUCCGUGUGUCCACGCCUGGUCUGUUCAUCUCUGAGGGUGCACCCUGGCCCUCGCAUCUGUCCUCCUCCAGCCUGGGGCCCCCUCCUCCAGCCUGCAUGGCCCCUCCCGCUGUGGAGCUGCAGCCUCCUCCCCUCCCCCAGCUCCGCACCAGGCUGCUGCGUCUGGUCUGGCGUCUGAGAAGGAGCAGGAGCAGCUGCCACUGUGCGGCAGCCGCAGCCCCAUCCGGACCCAGGGCUGAGUCAGGCAGGCGCUCCGAGCCCUGCUCUGCUGUUGGCCAAGGGAGCCAGGGUCUCUGGGGUCCCAACUUCCACGGAGGUUACCGAGGGACUGUGAGCUUUUUGUGCGGGGUGUUGGCAUGGAGUCCCUCUUCCCUGCCCCGUUCUGGGAGGUCCUCUACCAGGAGCACCUGCAGGGCAACCUGUCUCUCCUGAGCGCCAACCACAGCCUGCUGUCCCCCCACCUGCUGCUCAAUACCAGCCACGGCGCCUUCUUGCCCCUUGGGCUCAAGGUCACCAUUGUGGGGCUCUACCUUGCUGUGUGCAUCGGGGGGCUGUUGGGAAACUGCCUCGUCAUGUAUGUCAUCCUCAGACACACCAAGAUGAAGACAGCUACCAACAUUUACAUCUUUAAUCUGGCUCUGGCAGACACUUUGGUGCUGCUGACCCUGCCCUUCCAGGGCACAGAUGUCCUCCUGGGCUUCUGGCCAUUUGGAAAUGCCCUGUGCAAGACAGUCAUUGCCAUCGACUAUUACAACAUGUUCACCAGCACCUUCACGCUGACUGCCAUGAGUGUGGACCGCUAUGUGGCCAUCUGCCACCCUAUCCGCGCCCUCGACGUCCGGACAUCCAGCAAGGCCCAGGCCGUCAACGUGGCCAUCUGGGCCCUGGCCUCCGUGGUCGGUGUUCCUGUUGCCAUCAUGGGCUCGGCACAGGUUGAGGAUGAAGAGAUCGAGUGUCUGGUGGAGAUCCCCACCCCACAGGAUUACUGGGGCCCCGUGUUUGCCGUCUGCAUCUUCCUCUUCUCCUUCAUCAUCCCUGUGCUCAUCAUCUCCAUCUGCUACAGCCUGAUGAUCCGGCGGCUGCGUGGUGUCCGCCUGCUCUCAGGCUCCCGGGAGAAGGACCGGAACCUGCGGCGCAUCACGCGACUAGUGCUGGUGGUGGUGGCUGUGUUCGUGGGCUGCUGGACACCUGUCCAGGUCUUUGUGCUGGUCCAAGGGUUGGGUGUCCAGCCGGGCAGUGAGACCGCGGUGGCCAUCCUGCGUUUCUGCACAGCUCUUGGCUAUGUCAACAGUGGCCUCAACCCCAUCCUUUAUGCCUUCCUGGAUGAAAACUUCAAAGCCUGCUUCCGGAAGUUCUGCUGUGCAUCAACCCUGCGACGGGAGAUGCAGGUGUCUGACCGCGUCCGCAGCAUUGCCAAAGACGUGGCUCUCGCCCAAAAGACCUCUGAGACAGUGCCGCGGCCAGCAUGACUAGGCGUGGACCUGCCCAUGGUGCCUGUCAGCCCGCAGAGCCCAUCCACACCCAACACAGAGCUCACACAGGUCACCGCUCUCUAGGCUGACGCACUGUCACUGUGCAUUAUCAGCCUCCAUGGGUUGCCCUGUGGCCUAGGAGGGUCUGCUGCCAUCAUGGGACAGGUCAGAGCAGUACGGCCGCCCUCAAGGCCCUGGUCCUACUAGUGCAGGGCAGGGGCAGAUGCACGGACUCAGCUGGUGAGACUGCCUGGCCAGAGGUGCGCUGGCAUUGUCAAGCCUCAUGGACCCUUCUGGUCUCUCCCUCAACAUUUUGCUGUGGAUGGACACACACCUGGAGGUGUAACUGCAGCUGUACAGACCCAUGUGCCCUCACGCUGUGUGCUGUCUGCUUGGAGCCUUGCAGUGUCUCCUCUGCGUAGCUGGACAGGCAUGCGACUGCCUGGAGAGUCCAGCGGGCAUCCCCGGGCAGUGGGACUUGUUCUGAAACUUCCUUUGGAGGUUUCUCGGCAAGCCUGUUUCCUCCAGAACACAUGAACCACUGCACUACAGACAUGGCUGUUCAGGUGUGCGAGGUGCCCAGGAGGACCACUGCAGGCCUUUGUCAUUUGUGGAGCAGCCCCUGUGCCUGGCUCAGCUGCAGGGAGUGGGGAGGGCUCUGAGGUGACCUUUCUGGAGUGCCCGGGCUCCCCUCAGCCUCCCCCUCAGAUCCCUCCUGUCAGACUCCAUCCGAGGUCAGCGGCUGUGCAGCCAGCAGAACCCUCUGCCCUGUCUGUUCUGGUGGCCUUGGAAGGAUAGUAGUGGGCCAGGUUGUGCUCUGCAUCCCCAGUGACUGACCACUACUUCAUUUUCAGGCCUCCAGGUGUCUGUGGAGGACCUUCCUAUUGUUACAACUUGUCUUAAGCAGUGUCCAGUCAGAGGACAGCCUCGUAUGCAGAGCUGGUAGGAGAGCUGGGGCAAGGUUGCAAGGACUAUCUGGGUGUGGGACCCCUGCCCACCAUGGCCACCUAGAGAAGCACCGUCCUGGUCUGUAGAUGAAGCCCGUAGGUCGGUGACUUGGCAAAGGCUCUCCAUGCAGACUGGCUGCUGAAACAGCUGCCAGGUGAGCUGCAGAGCUGGCCAGGUGACCUGAGGCAGAGAGGGGGAGAUGUUGACUCUGGACUGGCCUCUCGUGCUUUGGGGUUCUGGGCCCUGUGGGGGUGUUCCUGGGGAGGGUGGGCCUCUCUGUGCCGCCAGCAGCGAGAGGCUGGGAGGACCAGAGCCACUACAACUGUGGCAUUUUCUCGCCAGCGCUGAAAGAUGUGUCAGCCUGUGCCUGUGUAACAUGUCUCCGUUUAUCUGUACAUGCCAAGAGUGUGAUUUACCCUGCAUGUAAACUGCCCUGAACUGUCUCCAGGGUCAUGACAGAGGGUCAGAAUAAACCCCUGCAUGCUA